UCUUCCUCUCCCGACCCAAUGCGCCGCCUCUCCUCCACCUCGCGACCUCUCCUCUCGUUCAUGGCCUCUGCUCCGCCUCGCCAUUCCUGGCCGCCACCAGCGCUUCCACGACGAGCUUUGCCACUCAUGGCGGCUCCCAGUCUAGCCGCCCAUCGUGUUUCCCGCGAUAGAUUAUUUCCUCAUGGAUCUCGGGGCAUGGCCAGCACCAGCGGAUUCAAAGCUGAUGAGUCUGCUAAACCAGACACGCGAUCGCUCAUCUCUUCUACCAAGGAUCACUCUGCCAUCAGCCAAGCCAUGAAAGACGCGGAGACGAGUGGCACAACCUUGGAGGUUACAGAUCCUAUAGCCGGCAAACAUGACGCAUUUGCGAAAACUGUGGACAUCUCUGGUCGUGAGGAAAACGGAAGGACUUCAACCAACAAGGAUACAAAGAGGGUAUCGGUAGCAAGAGAUGGCCAAGAAGAUGAUGUAUUCCGCAUUGGAAUGUUUCCAAAAAGCACACACCGUGAUGGUUCGAUAUACAGGGCCAAUCAUUCGUGGAAAAGGGAAUAUAAUGUUACAAACCGUAACGAGAGUAAGUGA
Triticum dicoccoides is the source of this 582-nucleotide messenger RNA. RefSeq lists its product as uncharacterized. The record is from RefSeq and is a predicted model, not a curated record. The coding region runs from base 19 to 582 and encodes 187 amino acids. Lineage: Eukaryota; Viridiplantae; Streptophyta; Magnoliopsida; Poales; Poaceae. The transcript is spliced from 2 exons.